Molecule: messenger RNA, 285 nt
Organism: Blepharisma stoltei
Lineage: Eukaryota; Ciliophora; Heterotrichea; Heterotrichida; Blepharismidae
Source: the annotation of a GenBank genome assembly
AUGUCUUUAGAGCUAGGAAUCCCAACUGCAGCUUCAGUACCUCAUUCUGUUUUGAAUGGGUUCAAGAACUUGGUUGGCAUUGCCAUUGCUAUUUAUUAUCCUUUGAAGCAGGCACAAACCCUUAUUGAUGUCAUUAAAGACCCAUCAAAACUUGCUGCUCUUCAGUCCUCAGCUCCUGCCACAGCUACAGCUGCCCCUCAGGAGACUUCUAAGCCAGUAGAAGAAGAAAAAGAAAUAGAAGUUGAUGAAGAUUUAGGAGGAAUGUUCGGCGAUGAAGACUAUUAA